AUGGAGAGCGACAAGGUCCACCCCAUGGUCGAGGACACUUCUCUGGACCCUUCGCGGAUUGCAACGGACAAGCAUUCUAUAAGCCACAAUGUAGAGAUGGUCGCCAAACCAGCGAAGGUCGAGAACAACGCGUGGAGCCGCAUCGGCCUCGUCAGCCUCUUAACCUUGGUCUUGGGGUUUAUCCUAGUGCUUGUACCACUGGUUCUUCUCGGACUUAUGUGGAAAGAGUCUAUGGUUGCCAUGUCCGGAGGAGAGCCGAGGGAGCUAUGGUUCCAGGUCGUGCACGCAAACUGGACGUCGAGGCUCGUCACUGUCUGUACGGCUGUUAUCCGGACGAUGAUAGCGAUGCAGGCCACCGUCGCGACUGCGAUGAUUGGCAGUGUGGUCUUGGAGAGAAUCGGGGUCCCAUUGUCGCAUGCACCGUUCUACUCGAUUGCCCGGGCGGCUUAUAUCUCGCCAAACAGCCUGCUCUUCACGACAGGACUGAGACCGAAGAAUUUCUCAGCAAUCCUCGUGCUGCUGCUUAUUGUCCUCGAGGUCCUCCUAACAUUUGCCUCGCAAUUUCUAUCUACGAUCCUCAUCUCGGACUUCAGGACCGGCGUCUACACAGACACCACCGGCACCUCUGACGUCCAUAUCUUAAGAAACAUCUACUUGACUGGCGUCCCACCCGACUGGACGAGCAUUCCGCCCGCCUCAAGCUGGACAUUUGCCGAGCGCUCCGAGUCCUUUACCAUUGGGUCAGACUACCACGAUACAGGACAUGUCUACCGCGCUAUGCUCCCGUUCGAGGACGAGACGCAACGAACGGACCUACGCAGCUUCAACGGCCCAGCCCCGGUGAUGGACCAGCGCAUGGUCUGCGUCAGCCCAACACUGUCCGGAUUGAGUCUCAACUCCAGCUUCUCGACGACCGAUAUCCGCCUAUCCGGCCAGAUGACCGUAGACAUCGACGACUACCCCAUGCUGCGGAGCCCAGACCAAGUUUCAUCAAUCGACUUCACCUGCGCCCUGCCCUAUCUAACAGUGAACUCGACAGAAUCAAACACAACAACCUGGGAAUCAACUCUCUGCACACCAGCCCUAAACCUCAACUGGAACGUCCAGCUCGAAGACCCCCUCGUCGAACCCACAUUCAACGACAGCACCGCCCAAACCCUCACAAUCCUAUACACGCACAACCCACGCGCCUCCUCAAUGCUCCUGAUCCUCGACAUCCUAGACAAAGACGCCAUCGCAUCAUCAAUCCUAGACACAGACUCCGACUCCGGCGACAACACAAACACCACAACCCUCCGCACCGACGGGCCCUGGUCCAUCAUCGGCGCAAACGGCAGCGAAGUCCUCCGCGUCUCAGCCUGCUACACAAACCUCAUCUCCAAGACGUUCAAUUUGUCCAUGAAGCGCUCGUGGGCCGGCACCGAGCCAAAACUCACCUGGGACCGCAACGCGCAGAUCUACGAUACGGCGUCGAGUGCACACCAGCUCGGCGCAUCGCGCGCACCAGAUAAUCUCGUGAACCGCGGCCUCCUCGCCCUCUCCCCGCCGUCAUCCUGGGAAGAAUACACAAUCGACUACGGGCCCGUCGAUCCAAACUACGAAGGGUUCAAUACCCACUGGUGGUUCGCGAAGUACCUCCUGGCAUACCUGUCGAAUCCUCAACCGGACACGACACCCGCCGCGGACCCGGGGGUAUUACUCUCAAGUUCAAACACAGGCCAGCUCUCGCCCAACGCGGAUUUCGCGCACGUCUCGCUCUUCCAAAAUACACUACGCGAAACAGGGAGUCCUGCACUCGCGACGCAGGCGCUUUUGGCUCGGGGCGCGGAGAUGCUGUACUAUAACCACCUGUUUAAGCUGUAUGCGACGGAGCCCGCGGAGACGGCGUUCGCGGGUACCGCGCUUGUUCCGGCGCGGUGGGUUGGGUUUGCGGUUGGUGUGGGGAUUGUAGGGGUGCAUUUUGUGGUGCUGGGGGUUGUGGUGUUGCUCUUUUUGAGGUGGACUAGGGAGUCGGUUUUGGGGCAGUACUGGCAGGCGGUUGCGCAUGUUGUUGAGGGGGACACCGCGGCGGUGAUUGAGAGGGUGUCAGCAAACAAUGCGACGGAUGGAGAGGUCAAGGGUUGGAGGAAGGAUCGGGAGGGAGCUGGAGGGGUGGGACUGGGUUUGGGAGAGCAGAGUAUUUUGAGGAGGAGGGGGGAAGGGAGCGUUGCUAUUGUUUCAGGAGCACCGCGAUAA
Messenger RNA from Aspergillus mulundensis, 2235 nucleotides. RefSeq lists its product as uncharacterized. Lineage: Eukaryota; Fungi; Ascomycota; Eurotiomycetes; Eurotiales; Aspergillaceae. The coding region runs from base 1 to 2235 and encodes 744 amino acids. The transcript has a single exon. The record is from RefSeq and is a predicted model, not a curated record.